GGCUUGUUGGAACCCGUUGUAGUACCGUUGAGACCGUGGACGGACAUCUCAAUGGACUUCAUGGUAGCACUGCAGGAAUCAGAAGGGUAUACCAAAAUUUGGGUAAUCAUGGAUAGAUUCUCAAAGAUGGCACACUUUAUACCUUUGGCCACAGAAGUUCCCAUAAAGGAUCUGGCUCUAAUGUUCCUGAAGGACAUUUGGCGGCUCCAUGGGCUCCCAGAAUCUAUUAUCUCUGACAGAGAUAGCCGAUUUACAUCCAAGUUUUAGACAAGCCUGAUGCAACACUUGCAACUGAAACUACGGUUAUCGACUGCUUUUCACCCUGAGACUGAUGGGCAGACUGAAAGGGUGAACCAGACCUUGGAAUAGUACUUAAGAAAUUAUUGUUCCUAUCAGCAAGAUGAUUGGGCAUCGCUACUACCUUUAGCGGAAUAUGCAUACAAUAUAUCUACCUCCGAGUCAACCAAGUUAUCUACGUUGGAGAUCAACUAUGGCUUUAACCCAAGGACGAACCGGUCGGGAACAGUCUCGGAGGACCAAGGUGUUCAUCCCAGUAGAGAACUAUUGGUAAAGAAUUGGGAAGGUGUCUGGCAAGAAGUCCGAGAUACACUUAAGCAAGCUCAAGAGAGACAACGGAAGUGGCAUGACCAGAAACAAUUGCCAUUGCCGGAAUACAUUAUGAUGGAAGAUGUAAUAAAUGGUAGGGCAAAGAAGGCUGACCGUGUGAUGCAAAAUCGAAAGAACAUCUGCACUAAGGGACCUAUGGGGAAGCUGGACCACCAAAUGUUUGGGCCCUCUGUGGUCAAGCGUAAGGUCGGAAACCGGGCUUAUGAACUCCAAUUACCUGCUCAUUGGUCAAUCCAUCCGGUAUUCAAUGUCGAACUCUUAGAGCCCUAUCGUGAGGACGCAAAUGAUGAAAGGAGUAGGGAAGUCCCAGUCCCCAAGAUAGUAGACAAUGAGCCGAGCUAUGUUAUUGAGGCAGUGGUAGACAGUCGAUGGUAUUCAAACAUGAAAGCGAAAUUUCCAAAUCGCUUCGUACAGUACCUAGUUUCAUGGGAAGGCUAUGGCGCAGAGGAGAACUCUUGGGAGCCAUAUGAGAUGCAAGAAGGUACUGGCUUAAAAGCAAUGAUGGAUUUCCAUCAUCGGUAUCCCCAUAAACCCAGA
This is a messenger RNA of Tuber aestivum (summer truffle), 1164 nucleotides long. The record is from the annotation of a GenBank genome assembly. Lineage: Eukaryota; Fungi; Ascomycota; Pezizomycetes; Pezizales; Tuberaceae.